This is a messenger RNA of Amoebophrya sp. A25, 4316 nucleotides long. The record is from the annotation of a GenBank genome assembly. Lineage: Eukaryota; Dinophyceae; Syndiniales; Amoebophryaceae.
GACGCGUUUCAUAAUCAUAGCAAGAAGUAUUCCAUUUUCCAAGAAUCGCGGAAUCUAGAUUGUUGUCUCGCUGGAUUUGGCACACCCACACAGGAGCCCUGUUGAAUGUUGGCCUUUGAGUUUUUUUAAUGUGAUAAAUAGAUUGUUUGGGGAGCGAGUAUUUUUUGAGACUCAAAGCUAGGCUAAUCUUAGUGGGUAAAAAUAUCACGAUAAUAUUUAACAUAGUUUUUUGUUUUGUUUUUCAUCCAAGUACGUUUCUGUCGAUGUUCGAUUGUUCUUGUUCAACUUCAAGCUAUGUUGUACAGUUGUUUGAUAUGAUUUCUUCAAAUUCUCUGUUCUUGUUGUAUAGAUAAGGUCUCGCUUUGGCUUUGAAAUUGAGUCAUGAGAAUCAGUCACCUACAGACCACUGUCAUACAAGAGAGAAGUUUCUGCAUGAUUCAUUUUCUUGAGAAUAACUUUUACUUUGAAUUGCACGAUGGAGUUCUCUGUUGAUCAGCUUUUUGCCGAUGGAUUAAGGUUACAUGGUCCUGCGGCAAGCGGGCGCUCGCCUCUAAGGGUCUCCGUAGCGGCUGAAGAUGGCGUGGAUGGGGAACAAACAGCCGAAGAAUCGUCUCCGAGUGUUGUGGCCCUCACGGUUAGCGAGCUCUGGGAGCUCAGUGAGGACCUUUGGAAGCAGGGACGGGGUGCGCGUGGUGGAUGGCACUGCAGCGACUCGUCUGAGGUCCACAUGCUGUACGCAAACGCAGACUUUCUCAAUUCUCACCCGGACAACAAAGCCGGGCGAAAGUAUUGCGCAGAGGAUCUCGGGCCAGCUAUGGGAGGUCCACUUGGAAAUGUUUCCGCAAGCGCCAUCAAGCGUGCAAUUUACAAAAAGAUAAGUGGGCCUGCUUUGCACCUUUCUGGAAUACCGUCAUUUAGAUUUUUGGAUUUGGUCAGCAGUGAAUACGGAAUCCUUCCCGAAAAUGCAGACGUGUUUGGCUUUUUUGGUCAUGGCCCAGGUCAGGGGGCGAGCUGUCCUGACUUUGUUCUUACUCGUCUGCGCUUGUUUUUUCCUGACGCGGAAGAUCCCGGAAAGCGAUUUUGCGACGUGAAUUGCGGUGGCCAUGAGUGGUUUCUUCGUCCCCGUUACGAGAUGCUUCAGAGGUUUUGUGAAAGCCUUGAUAUUAUCGAUACGAGUGAUCGCAGUGCCAAUAAAAAAACGGUGGAGGAUGGAGCGACACGAGAAGCAGCCAAGCAUGCAGAUAUUAUUUGCUUGCGGAAUAUAUGCGUGCAGGCCGUAGGAGGGGGGGGACGCUUUGCCCGCGCUCUUGAGGCUCCCGAUGCGCCUUCACGUGGUUUCAAACGCGGGGGAGAAGGCGUUUUGGAUUCUGCGCAAGCUGCGAUAUGGUAUAUUUCUUUACUUCGCGACACACGCUCAAGGCGUGUCGCGGUUAGAUAGUCUAGGUAAUGUUCCGCUGGCCGGGACUAUUUGUGCGCCCUAGGCAUUCUUGGCUUACGUGUCCAGACUUGUCCCUUAAAUAGGUUUCUGCGUUUAGUGUCUACGCUAUGCUCCUGAACCCUUUUUGCCUCUGCUGAGCGUAAUUCGAAACAGACGCCUGAGGCCUGGCUCAAGCAAGUAGCCUUGCGUCGUGCUUUUUUUGCAACCUGCUUCUUACUACCAAUCUUCAUCUUGAUCUUCCGCAACGGUAUAGUACAAGCAUCAUUGUGAUUUUUGAAUCUUAUACUGUGAGCCUGAACCUCAAUAGAUGCGCACAUUUUGUUGUGACCACUAUCGCUUUACUGCGUCUACUGUCUUUUCAACGGCGUACCUCUCCUGAUGCUUUUGCCUCGAUAUUCCGCUGUCCAUGAAAUGGCAUCCCAGAGAGGGAAAAAAUAAUGCUGGAAGACGUGAUUGGUCAAAUAAGUGCUCUCCAAGCAUGAUCUGUGCCUAAGCACGUGAGCCGUGCCCCUCUGCAAGUGCGCUUGGUCAAAUUCAUGGAGGUCGGUCGCACUUCAGUUUCAAGAUAAUAUUGUUGCGCAGAGGACUAAUCAUGAUAAUAUUGUUGACAGCAUCUGGCGCGUACGCGUUUCAAAUUUUUCAGGUCGGAAAUUGAAAGUGGGCGAGCCAGAUUGUGGCGCAAUCCUUGGACAAAUUACUCGAGGUGCACUGAUGGCCGGCUAUUUUCAGACGAGCAGUGGACGUGGGUAUUAUUUGCUGAAGAGCUGGCUCGUCGUGUGUAUACCUGCGAUGCAGCACAGGGAAAGUUUAAAACGGCUGGUCGUGUUGCGGUGCUUGGGGACGUUGCUCGCUACAUUGCUGCGAGGCACGGAAAAGCGAUGUCGACACCACGGAAAGCGGGCAACAAUUCUGCAUUCUCGGUUUCCGCAGCUUCUAGUAGUUUAUCGAUUACAUUGGAGGGAACGCGUGUGCCGCUGUUGAAGAUGCUUCUUCUUUUUGCGCGAAGAGACUAUAGUGCUGCGGCUGACUAUGCGGCUGUUCUUCAUGAGUUUCCCUGGGAUUUUGGAGCGACCAUUGACGGAGAUGCAAAGGGUCGCUCGGUGUUUGCUGAUCUCGCAGUGGAUUGUGACGCCGCGCAUGCGGGUAAAAUCGUCUCUGACAUUCUUGCCGUCCGUUUUGAUGCUGAGAAACACUUACCGGGUUAUCGAGGGAAAGCAGAAAUUCGACUUCAUCAGCCGGGACACUUCGCUGAUGACAAGCCUACCAGAAUACCGUUUUCAGAGUUCACUAGGAGCAGCACAAAAAAGGACGUUCCACAAGCUGAUGAAGAGUGCUUGCGGGUGGACGUUUCUUGGGCAUGCGACCCCAGCCGAGUACGCGAGUUAGCCAGCAAAACUGAUCUGGCUGGGCUUUCUGCUGUGGAAAUUGCGGUACUGCACCGCAAUAUCUAUGCGCUUCAGUGGUUGCUGGGAUCACAGCAUCAUAAGAGUAGGGUAUCUCCGCCCCUUGUAGAGGUCGCAGAGCUACAGAAAAAGAUUGGCGACGGCUUGUCACGCGAAAGAAGAAAGCCGGAUCUUAGCGACAAGGGAAAACAAGCUUCAUCUGCAGAACAACAACAACAUCAGUGUCGUGAGUUUACGUCUGAUGUCGCGACCACGACUCUUGCGCACUGGUCAUACGUUCAGUCUCUGACGGCUUUUCAACUCGCUUGUCACGUAGGAGAGCACAAUGCUGUAUCAGCCUUUUUUAGCAGUUGCUACAAUCGCAGCUUUGAUAUGCCUGGAGGAGGCGGGUCCUUUGGUCAUCCAAUGGUAUUGAGAUCAGCCGAGGGUCAGGGGCAGCUUACGGGCUUCUCCAAGAGCGUCUUGCUGCAGCAGCGGGACAGUUUUGGUCGAUCUCCUUUGCACUUGGCAUGCUGUGUGGCUCAUGGUCGGGGAAAUGAAACCGCGAGUGAAAUUUUAGCAGCAGAAAUGGAGCCAGGAGAGGUUGACGCACUCGACUCGUUUGGAAGAUCCGCACUUAUGUACGUAGCUAGAAAUGGCAUUACGGAAACUUUUUGCGCGAUGCUCAGGCGCUGUCCGUCGGUUGAUAUCAAUCAAAAAGAUCCGGCGACUGGAAACACUCCGUUUUUAUUGCUCUUGCACGGACGCAACGCGCGGCCACUCUGGAAUGAAGAAGUGGACAAAAUGGAUGAAGCUCUUUAUGCGCACUUCUGGGGCCCAGAAUUAUGGAAGGACCCUAACAGUCGGCGUCAUGCAUUUGAUGAUCCCGUAUCCGAGCAGCAGUUUUACGACCCCACCGCUGAAUCCACAGAUUGUUGCUAUGUCACUGCCGUUCAGUUGAUUUGGCACCUUCUUCAAAAGCACGGCGUUGACUUAGCUGCGAAAAACAAUAAAGGCGAAGACUGGCUUGCGGUCGCGUCCAAAAACCUCAGUGAAGAUUAUGUGCGCGCAUUCGAAAAGGCUAUCGAGGGGAAUUCUUUUUCUUCAGAUGAGGACUCGGAGGAUGAUUCAUCUUCGUACAUUUCCUCCUAGCACUUUAGUCCUGAGGAUAGAUCAUAGCUAGGGUUUAGUCAUGAGGAUAGAUUUUUUAUAUUCAUAGAAAACAAAGGUACGUAGAUGUAGAAGAAGUUGAUGCUGGAUCUAUACAUAGACAACAAGGAGUACAUUGAAGAUGAUUCCCACGGUUUCUUUUCCCUUUAGCCAAUGCGAAAGUAAUCAGCACUGACUUGUUUGCUAGAAAAGCUUACAUAGUGAUAGUGUAUGAUGAUUCUGUCCACGACCCCAGAAAUCAAUGGGUACAUCAAAAACCGUAGUGACCCACCGUUACGCUGCUUGAGGUUUUUCCUUGCUUUUAUUGAUUCCGAAGCAAAUUCAAG